AUGAUUCUGAAAAAGUCUUCAGAUUCCAACGAUACGGUGGCGAUUUACGUAACUGGUAACGUAAUACAAUCUGAUCUCGAUGCACCCGAUACUCUGCAUAUGUUCCAUCUCGUGAAAUUAGUAUUCUUCCCAAUAUCGUCUGUUUCUGUGAGCCCGGAUUCUACCACCGGUCCUUCGUUACCUCCCAUAGCUGCUCCUCCCAUAGGGGAGCGUCAUAGACCGCUGCCGCAGACAUCGUCGUUAUCGCAAUCAUUGUCACGAGCUUCAUCAGAAGUGAGUUCGCAAGAACCACGUUCUUCGCGAGAUCUGUCACGAUGUACUGAGAUUUAUCACAACGAUCAAAUUUCAGCUACUCCUACCAAUCCUCUCACUAAUCUCCCACUAACUUCAUUUGUUGGGCGUAGUCAGUGGGAAGGAUCUGUUUGUAUGGUAGAUCCUCUCCUACUAACUCCGCCCAACAAACGAAUCACGUCACCGCUCCCGUUGACCAAACCUAUCCUCCAAGGUUAUCCUCGCAGGAAGAACAUAUUCCUGGGUUCUCGUAACGAAUAUGGGCAAACAGUGAGCCAGAUAAGGUCACCGAAUCUUUAUAUGUGCCACAUCCCAGCAUAG
Molecule: messenger RNA, 612 nt
Organism: Ambispora leptoticha
Lineage: Eukaryota; Fungi; Glomeromycota; Glomeromycetes; Archaeosporales; Ambisporaceae
Source: the annotation of a GenBank genome assembly